AUGCUCUGCAUGUUGCAGGGUGUUGGACCCAGUAUAGCCAUAAGUUUUUCAGUUUAUGAGACUUUGAGAUCCUACUGGCAUUCUCAAAGGCCCAAUGAUUCUACAGUAGCGGUCAGCCUUGCUUGCGGCAGUCUUUCUGGGAUUGCUUCAUCAACAGCAACUUUUCCUUUGGAUCUUGUGAGGCGAAGAAUGCAAUUGGAAGGGGCUGCUGGUCGAGCCCGUGUGUACAAUACUGGAUUGCUUGGGACAUUUCGACACAUAAUCCGUGCAGAAGGCCUACGUGGUUUAUAUAGAGGGAUCAUGCCAGAAUACUAUAAGGUUGUUCCAAGUGUAGGGAUCGUUUUCAUGACAUAUGAAACGCUGAAGAAACUCCUAUCGCAUUGGCCGAUCAAUUCCUAG
Messenger RNA from Fraxinus pennsylvanica, 399 nucleotides. The record is from the annotation of a GenBank genome assembly. Lineage: Eukaryota; Viridiplantae; Streptophyta; Magnoliopsida; Lamiales; Oleaceae.